UGUCUAACAGACGCUACGAUCUACGAUUGUAGUUUUAAGGAAACGAAUCAAGUUGUGCGAACUGUUUUCGUCGGUUGUAGUUAAGAUUUUAAUAAGACAUUAAAAUGAAUCGACGUCGAAGAUAUGCUGGUGAUUUUACAGAUUCGAUAAACAGUUUACAAUACAGUACUAGUUCUGAGAUAGAUUCCUGUACGCCUUGUUCGCUUUCCAUAGACAGUUUGGAUGAUGAAAGAACAAGAAAGUACAUGUCCAAACAUUCUACACAUAGUUGUAAACAUUCCAUUAUUUUAGCUAGUAGUUCUACAAAGGAUUCUUUUAUGCUGGAUACACCCGCUUUAUCUGUUACAUCUGUUCGAUCUGAACCAGAUUUAAAUAAACGUAUUAAUUUAUUUCAAGGUAGAAACUUGAAGGAACAAUAUCAAUAUGAUAAUGGUUUUGUGCGUUCGUGUAACAAAGGUGAAGAUAAAGAAAAUUGUAGUCCUCGAUGUGGAACGAAAGAUAAACAGUUACAGAACAGAGCAUCUAAAAAACUAGUAAGCGAAUUAACAUUGACUGCACCAAAAAAAGGCAUAUUACAAUUGCAUAAAAAAUUGGAAAGCGAUAAAGUAAACGAAGCAUCAAAGAGAGAUAGUAAUUAUAACAUACAUGGCAAUAAAUUUGAUGCAGUUCCUGUAUCGGAAGAAAAUAUAACCUCUAAAAAUUUUGAAUAUAGUCAAGUAACCAAUGAAACGAAAAAAUUUGAAACUCUACUCUGUUCAUUAGAUACUCGGUUAAAUGAAACAAAGGAAGCAUCGAACCCGCAACAAAUUUUGAAACGUUUAUCCUCUGAAUAUGUACUUUCUCCAAGAAAAUUUAAUGAAAAACUAGUAACUAUUACCGAAGAAUCUAUUAUUAAUAAUGGCGAUGAUAUAUGUAACUUAUCUGCAGUAAAUUUAAGCAGAUUAACAGCAGAAUUGAGAAAAAUAUGUAAAUUCAUAGAAGAUGAACCUUCUCCUGAAUGGCCUUCAUCUCCAUUGUCUACACCUCCUUCAUACUUAAAACAAAUGCUCACAAGUCCCAUAUGCAAUAAAUCUAUUCCAGUUACUAAAAAUGAACAAUUAUUAAUUUCACCCGUAAAUUCCCUACCACCUUCCACACCUUUGUCCGCCAUAGAUGUAAUUAAAAAAAGAUUCUUCCAAAAAAUAUCAAAAAAUAAUUGCGAUGGGAACACUAAUGAUUUAAUUAAUGCAUCAUCAAAUAUAUCUAGUACCGAAUCUUUCGAACGUUUGGAGGUUCAAUGUAAAAGAUUAUUUCCUGAUGAAAAAGAAUGUUUUCAGCCAUUACAACGAAGCGUAUCAGUGCCUUCGUUGUUGAGUAUGACAGAAAUUGAAAAUAUUUGCGAAGAACAAAUGGCUUUAUUAGAUGUUUCUAAUACAUCUGAUGCAGAUAACACAAUUCUAAGUACCCCUAAUUUAUUGGAUAUGCAUUUACAUCAAAGUUCAUUAAUGAACAAUUCGAAAAAUGAAAAAGAAUCAAGUUCUAAAUUACAUGAAAAAUCUAUGAAGAUUAGCGAAAACUCGGACAUUAACAUGGCAAAUGAUGAUAAAAUUACAUGUAAUUGUAUAUCACUUGAUAUAGAUGAUUUGAAACAGACACUUUUAGAAGAUAUAGCAAAGAAAAGAAAAAGAUGUCUUGAUACAGCAAGACUUAUUAAAGAAAUCAAUGCUGAUAUUAAACUGACAGAAGAAGAAAAGUCAUUAGGGAUGUCCCUUAUGUUGAUUACCGAGAAUGAAUCAAAUUCAUUGACUUGCGACGAAGCUAAGUUUUUAAAAACCCUAACAGUUUGUAAAGAUUAUCAAACAUAUUUAGAAAAACAGAAACCUAUUUUUAAUUUAUUGAUGAACUCGGAUUCUCGCGUGCCUGAAACUACAUUCGAGAAUAAGGCAAGCGUUUAUUUCAAAAACGAUGAAGAAAUUAAGAGUUCAGAUGCAGAUUGUUUUAAUAUGAAAUUGCCAUCAAAAGCAAAGAAAAAUAUUUUAAGUCCAAAUGUAAAAUAUACAUAUAGAUCACCAUUAUUAAGAAAUAGAAACAAAGAGACUAAAGAGGAAACACAGUUUCCAAAAGCAAAAUUAUUUUUUACACCGGGUAAAACUCCCCCAGGUAAACAUUACAUAAAAAAAAAGAUAUAUUUUCCGGCUAUGUAUAGUCCGACAAAAGAUACAAAAGAGGAAAAUAUUUCGAAAAAUUCACAUGCAAGAGGGCCGCGUAAAACAAGUUAUAAUACUGUAACUUCGCCAAUUGGUAUGUACAUAAGAGGUACUGAUAUGCAACUUAUAAAAAAUAUACAUGCUAAAACAGAUGAUGUAUCGCUUCAAUUUGUAAAAAGAAAUGAUAAAGCAUCUUCAAAUAGAAAUUCAAAACAAACAACUAAGUCACAAAACAUAACUAAUUCUAAAACUCAAGGAGAUAUGUCAAUGAAAGUUAAUUUAUCUUCAAAAUUAGGAACACAUUUACCAUAUAAAAAAGAGACAAGCAUAUUGGUAGCAUCUGAGGUUGACAGUACACAUAAAAGUCAUUUUUUACUACCUAAAGUUUCUUACAAACUUCCAUUACAAGUUAAGACGAUAAAGGAAACAAAAUCUCCCAGGAUAGGAGCUCGUGUAAAGAAAUUGCUCGAGUCAACAGAAAAUAAAGUUGUUAUCCGACACCAAGGUAGAAUUAACUCGAUCCAGAAACAGAAGAAUGCAGGAAUAAUAGCAAAUAACGAAGUAUUGGAAAUUAACUAUGAACCAGAAGAUCAAUCUAUACACAUAGAACAGGCAGCUAACAAAACGAAUUUUAUUCAUAAAAAGAGAAAUAUUUAA
This is a messenger RNA of Colletes gigas, 2843 nucleotides long. RefSeq lists its product as uncharacterized. The transcript is spliced from 5 exons. NCBI's taxonomy places the organism in Eukaryota, Metazoa, Arthropoda, Insecta, Hymenoptera, Colletidae. The record is from RefSeq and is a predicted model, not a curated record. The coding region runs from base 105 to 2843 and encodes 912 amino acids.